Messenger RNA from Penaeus vannamei (Pacific white shrimp), 3042 nucleotides. The record is from RefSeq and is a predicted model, not a curated record. Lineage: Eukaryota; Metazoa; Arthropoda; Malacostraca; Decapoda; Penaeidae.
GGUGAACCACGGAACCGGAACAGAUUAUGGAAUGAACCACCUGGAACCGGAACAGAUUAUGGAAAUGAACCACCUGGAACCGGAACAGAUUAUGGAAAUGAACCACCUGGAACCGGAACAGAUUAUGGAAAUGAACCACCUGGAACCGGGACAGAUUACGGGGAUGGAACCGGAUCAGAUUAUGGGGAUGGAACCGGAUCAGAUUACGGGGAUGGAACCGGAUCAGAUUACGGGGAUGGGCCUGAUACAGGUACAGGUCCUGAUGGAGCAGGGCCAGAGGGGACAGGACCAGAUGAAGAUGAAGGAACUGGAGGAGGGCCAGAUGGAAAUGAAGGAACUGGAGGAGGACCAGAUGGAGAUGGAGGAACUGGAGGACCAGAUGGAGAUGAAGGAACUGGAGGAGGGCCAGAUGGAGAUGAAGGAACAGGAGGACCAGAUGAGGAUAAUGAAGUGCCAGGGCCGGGACCAGAUGAUGGCGCACAUGAGACAGAUAUAGACUCCAUUGAUCCAAUAUUCUUCAUGAACGUUGUCUUCACGAUAUUUGACAACGAAGUCCAGACCAUCACGAUCAACCAAGCCGUGAUGAGUGCAAUGAUGUCGUCAAAAAAGACUGUCUAUUUAAUUACUAUUAAUGUUAUAACGACUUUCGAGGUGAGCACGACGCUGGCCCGGCGUAAGAGGAACGAUGAGGAAGACGACCAGCGCGAAGGGCCAGAGGUGACGCAGACCAAGGAGCAGUUCGAGUCCAUGAUGGAUUGGCGUAAAAACAUCACCCACAUACCAGCCAAUGAAGUCUACUGCAUGAACACUCUACUGAUAGACUUGCUAGAGAUUUCCUUUAUCAACUCAGACACGGGAAAGAUUUUCGAUGGGUGUGACAUCAACAACCAAAGCGUUGCCAGUAAUCCUUUCUUCGAAAUCAGAGAUCGAUACAAUGUAUCACACAGGUUCUGCAAUCUGAAAGGAAAUGUAACAAUCGAAAGUUUCGGUGAUCAGAUUCUCGCCUACUUUGUCACCGGUGGCUUGACAAACAUAAUUCCAAACGUAAAACUGGUCGCGAGAUCCCCGCCAGGAUGCUGCGGCGGCGUCUUCUACAUCCUGCAAGGAACCAAAGCACCGCCGAAGGACCGUGUGAUAACCUCCCCGCAAUACCCGCAGCCCUACUUGAACAACAUCAGGUGUCCUUACAUCUUCAGGUGUGUGUCAAACAAAACAGACGGCAGCCCCUGUCCCAUCAAGCUAGACUUCCUGGACUUCGACCUCGAGCAGCCAAACCUGCUGGCCUUCACGAAUUUUCGGGAAGGGGAGAACGCCAUCAUCGGAGCCACUGGCGGCGGGAAAGGGGCCAGGAAGUGCGGCAACAGCGACCACGUGAUUAUCGGAGAGUGCGACAAAGUCUUCGGAUCCGACACCCAGACCUACUGUCGCAAACGAAAACCGAGAGGAAGCAUCUUUGGGAAUCAAGAGCUAGUUUUGUUAUUCAGAACCAACGAAGCCAUCGUCGACCAGGGUUUUUCGGUAAUGGUCAGCGCCACUGAUGACAAAUACGGUAUUUACAGUCCCGAAGAAACGGAAGGCGAAUGCCAGUGCGGCCUUGGGAUCCCAGGCUCAAUCAGAAAGGACUUGAGGAAAAGCAUUGCUAAGAAGAAGGAAGGAAAAAAGAAACGGGAGAACGAGAAGGAUUCCCAAGCGAAUACCUUUAGGCGAAAGAGGGAAGUGAAGAAGGUUGGGGGAAAGGUGAAGGAGAAGACAGGACAAGUUAAGGCGGAUGGUCCAAAGAGAAGGAGAUUGAAAAAGGUGGGGGAGGAUAAAGAUCGCACGAAAGGGGAAGUGAAGAAGGAUGAGAAGACGAAAAGAUCGAGAAAUGGUGAAAGGCGACAAUCCAAUAAAAAAAAUAACAAACAGGCCGGUGAUCAGAGAAAUGCGAAAAGAGUGAAAGAAAACAAACGGAAUAAAGACACCGCAGAGACUAACAAAAGAAGGAAAUCAGGAAAGAAAAGCAGAAAGAGACAGAGAAACAACAUGAAAAAAAGGCGGAUGAAUAAGAAGAACGGGACUGCGGGGAAACGGAAAGAGGAACGGCAAGCGCAAAAGGCCGGCGCAAAAGCAGGGAAGGCCUUGAAGAAAACGAAGAGUCGGCAACAAUAUCCGUAUGAGGUCUUCAUCGGCUUUUUGAGGCUGAGGAAGAAGAAGCGAAGGCCUAAGCUGGAGAAGAGAAGCAUAAAUGCAACCGAAUACAUAGAAGAAAAUGGGGGCAAGCUCGACAGGGUAAAGAGAGGAACGAUCGACAAGAAGAGUAUCAAACUUAAUAGGGCCUGCGUUGGUACUUUGGUCUCCAGAAGAUUUGUUCUGACGACGACCUCCUGUUGCCGAUAUUGUCUUACAAUCUGGAAACGAAAAUUCCGAAAAAGACAGCAAACAACCCAGUCCCACUUGUACACCAGGAGGAAGAGAGACACGUCAGACGGAGCUGGAAGAGGUGAUAAAAAGGGAAUAAGUGAGAGCGGAAAGAAGAACGGAAGAGGGAAGAAGGAUGGGAAGAAAAAUGGGAGAAAUGGAGAUGUACAGAGGGGGAAUAAAAGAGAAAAGAAAAGGGUCGAGGGGAAAUCACGGAAGGUAACAAAUAGACAGCAGGAUACCGAGGACGAUGAUAAGGAUAAGAAGAAGAAGGAGAAAAAACAGAAGAAGCGGGAAAAGAAGAAGGCGAGGAGGGAGAAGAAGCGAGAGAGGAAGGAAAAGAAGAAGAAGAAGAAGGAAGAGAAGAAGCAGAAGAAGAAGGAAGAGAGGAAGAAGAAGAAGAAGGAACAAAAAGACAAGAAAAAGAAGGACAAGAAAAAGAAGAAGAAAAUUUCCGCAAAGGACUUCAACGAUCCUCGUCCAGUUGACAUCGUGAUGGCCAUUGGCGAGUCAAAAAUCAACUUUAAAAAGCUGACACGAAAAGAUGUCUUGAGUCCCAAGAGCAUCUUUAUCGACGAAAACUGUUACGCCAAGAUGAAAUUGAAGGAAAUAGGUCCGUACAGUGCACACACACACCCCCGCUGA